CCGCCAACAAAACAUAUAAAAGGUCGGGCUUUGCAAUAGGUCAUCAUAACAGUGUAAGCACAAUGAACACUAAACUCAGUUUGAUAAUCGUUAUAUCGUUUAAUUUAAUUGCAUCAAACUGCUAUACCGUCAAACCUGGACCGCUUGUAAUUGCUACUGAAGGUGAAGUGUGGCCAAAACCUUAUAAGCGAAUCUACAGUGACUCUUUCCAUUUAAUUAAUCCGUCGGAUUUCAGCUUUAAUAUUGUAUCGGAAUCAUGUAACAUACUAACUGGUGCUAUAAGUCGGUAUAAAAAUAUUAUUGCUAAUCAAACGUUUCCACAUACUAGAAAGCAAGUGAAGAAUGAAGAACAAAUAUCAUCAUGGAAAAAGAGUAACUUUGUUGGAUAUUUAGAAUCACUUGACGUAAUUUUGAUGGAGCCGUGCAAUGAUGAUGAAAUACCGACAAUUUCAAUGUUGGAGCAAUACGAGAUUAAGAUUGCAGAAAACGCAAGUGUUUUAGCAGCCACGAGUGUGUGGGGGAUCUUGAGAGGUCUGGAGACCUUCUCUCAACUGUUAUACCCCGCUGAAGGGCACGCGUUGAUACUUAACUGCACCUUUAUAAGCGAUUUUCCUCGCUAUUCCCACAGAGGAGUUUUAAUAGAUACAUCGAGACAUUUCAUACCGGUCCAAAAACUGUUAAAGAUACUAGACGCGCUAGCUUACAAUAAACUCAAUGUUUUCCAUUGGCACAUAACAGACGAUCAAAGUUUUCCUUACCAAAGCAGAGACUUUCCUUCGUUAAGUGAGAAGGGCUCGUAUCUUCCCACACACGUUUAUUCACAAAGCGAUGUAGCAAUGCUUAUUAAAUAUGCGGCAGCGAGAGGAAUUCGAGUUGUAGCUGAAUUCGACACGCCGGGCCACACUCGUUGCUGGGGAAAUGCCUUUCCGCAAUUAUUAACGGAGUGUUACAGUAAUGGUGUGCCGACUGGGGAAUACGGACCAAUGGAUCCUACCAAGGAGUUUACCUACAAAUUCAUGAAGCAGUUCCUGAGCGAAGUAGUUGAUGUUUUCUAUGAUCGAGCUUUGCAUUUAGGAGGAGACGAAGUCGAUUAUGACUGUUGGGCUACCAAUCCGGACAUUAAGCACUUCAUGGAGGCCAAUAACAUUUCGUCGUACAAAAAGUUGGAAGGGUAUUAUAUUAAAAAGUUGAUUGAUAUCUCUGAGAAAUUAAAAAUGAAUGCUAUAGUAUGGGAAGAGGUAUUUACGAACGUUGCCGAUAUACCUGAAAACACUAUAGUGCACGUGUGGAAAGAGGGUUGGCGUAAUACAAUUAAAGAAGUAACACGGCGCGGUUUUAACACUCUAUUAUCUUCUUGCUGGUACUUGGAUCAUUUAUAUACCGGUGGCGAUUGGAUUAAAUUUUACAAUUGCGAACCGACCGACUUCAAAGGUACCGAAAAACAAAAGAAGUUGGUCAUGGGCGGAGAAGCUUGCAUGUGGGCUGAAGUGGUUAACGAGUAUAAUUUAGAAUCAAGAAUAUGGCCAAGAGCAAGUGCCACAGCUGAAAAAUUGUGGUCAGAAGAAGAUGCCGACGAGAUAGACAGUGUCAAAAGACGGUUAGAAGAACAUACGUGUAGAAUGAACAAAAGAGGUGUUCAAGCUCAACCACCAAAUGGGGCUGGAUUUUGUGAAAUGUAAUGACUUAAGAAUACAUAAUAUAGUGUCUAUAUUAUAUACCAAGAUAGAGAAUUUUUCAUAGUACCUACUUGUUAUUGCCUAUAAGCACCAAGAUUAUACUCCGAGGUGCUUGGGUUGUAUUAUAACCUACCAAGUGAUUCAGCCUUGUGAUGUGUGAUGGUCCUAGGGGUCUAUCAAGCCGACACUGGAAAUAUUGACUUGCUCUGUACUUACCGUUGGC
Messenger RNA from Photinus pyralis (common eastern firefly), 1899 nucleotides. RefSeq names its product beta-hexosaminidase subunit beta-like. Gene Ontology annotation, biological process: carbohydrate metabolic process; ganglioside catabolic process; glycosaminoglycan metabolic process. The coding region runs from base 63 to 1679 and encodes 538 amino acids. The transcript is spliced from 9 exons. Gene Ontology annotation, cellular component: membrane. NCBI's taxonomy places the organism in Eukaryota, Metazoa, Arthropoda, Insecta, Coleoptera, Lampyridae. The record is from RefSeq and is a predicted model, not a curated record. Gene Ontology annotation, molecular function: beta-N-acetylhexosaminidase activity.